AUGGCUUAUGAUAACGAAGUUGGAAUGGACAAGAUGGACCACUCUACCGAUGGUGCCAACAAGAAGUCAUCCAAGAGAAAUGGAAAGACUAUCUAUAUUUCUGCAACACUAGCUGCUAUUGGAGGUUGGGUAUGUGGAUAUGAUACUGGAGCUGUUACUGGUAUAAUGGUGAUGCCAACAUUCACAAACUAUUAUACCGAGUUGGCCAACCCAGACACUUAUGUGUACUACUCUGGUCUUUGUUUCUCAUUGAUGCUGAUGACCGCCGCCAUCGGUGCCUUUGUCUCUGGCCCAAUCUGUGACAAGAUCGGCCGUAAGUGGAGUAUUGUGCUCGCUGCCUACAUCUUUGCCGUGGGCAUCCUGUUUGAGGUGAUUGGCCAGAAGUUUGGCCUGCUGCUCGCCGGUCGUCUGGUCGCUGGUUUUGGCAACGGUCUCAUCACCAAUGCCGUGCCCCUCUACCACUCUGAGAUCGCCCCCACCAACAUCCGUGGCCGUCUCGUCUCGCUGUUCACCGUGAUGGCUCUGCUCGGCCAGGUGUCUGGUUACUUCAUUACCUUUGGAACAUCCUACCUCACCACCGAGUGGGGCUGGCGCGCACCCUGGUUGAUCCAGCUGGUCAUCUGUCUGUUCCUCGGCACCUUUGUCAUCCGUCUGCACUACUCUCCACGUUGGCUCCUCGACCGCGGUGAGGAAGACGAGGCACUCACCGUGCUGGCCAAGCUGCGUGAGGCCCCAACCACCGACGCCGACGUCCAAGCCGAGUUCAAGGAGAUCAAGGACCAGAUCGCCCAGGAGCACGAAAUGGGCAAGCGCACCUACCUCGAACUGUUCUACCGCGCCAACCUCAAGAUCACAUUGAUCGCUUUCUUCAUUGCCAUCGCCACCUCGUUCACCGGUAUCAACGCCAUCAUGUACUACGCCCCCUCCAUCUUUAUGAAUGCCGGUCUCGGAGACGUGUCCACCUCUAUCGCCGCCACUGGAGGCACGGGUAUUCUCGGACUGUUCGCCACCAUCGCCUCUUUCUACCUCAUCGAUAUCUGGGGCCGUAAGAUCCUCUUCAUCCUCGGAGGUGUUGCCAUGGGUGUUUCCAUGUUCCUAGUCGGUGCCAUGUUCAACGUCUACUCGGCCGUCGACGACAUGGGCUACAUCACCGUAGAGAAUGUCGGUGCCAGAACCGUCAUCAUCGUCUGCAUCUACGUGUUCAUGGGAGCCUUCAAUCUCACCUGGGGUGUGGCAUCCUACGUCUACCCAGCCGAGAUCUUCAAGAUGAGACAUCGUGCCAAGGGUCUUGGUCUCACCUACGGUCUCAACUGGGCCUUCUCCAUCAUGGUCACCUACUGUAUGCCAUUGUUCAUGGCUUCAACUCUCUCUGGAGUGUACUACUUCUUUGGAGCAUGCUGUGCUGUCAUCACCUUCAUUUGUUUCUUCAUCCCCGAGACAAAGAAGGUCACCCUCGAGGCUAUGGACGACGUCUUCAACAAGUAA
Molecule: messenger RNA, 1485 nt
Organism: Acytostelium subglobosum LB1
Lineage: Eukaryota; Evosea; Eumycetozoa; Acytosteliales; Acytosteliaceae
Exons: 3
Coding region: 1-1485 (494 amino acids)
Biological process (GO): transmembrane transport; carbohydrate transport
Cellular component (GO): membrane
Molecular function (GO): carbohydrate:proton symporter activity
Source: RefSeq, a predicted model, not a curated record